AGAGCCUCUUCUUCUCUCCACCCAAAAAGAAAAAGCUAAAAUGGGUCAAUUUGUAGAAGAGAAGGCUCUUGGUGAUGAAUGCCAAGGGAGCCUCGAUGACCAGCUUUCGGUCUUCUUUGGAGAAUACUUCUAUGAGUUAGACCAUUGUGGCGAAGAUGAUGGUUGCUUUGAUGAUGAGGACAUGCUGCAUUCCCUCGAGCGAGCUGAAUUCUGGCGAGAGCAAGAGUGCAUGCUUCGGGACAUUCUUGCUCAUAGUAGCAUAGUGAGAACAAAGCUGCACCUGGACUCGACUCGAGCUGCGAACAUGGCACGAGAGGAGGCAGAUGGAUGCAGCAGCUGCACACGCUGGGCUGUCGUCGACCGCCUUUGUGCCAUGGGAUAUGAUGCAGCACUGUGUAUAUCUAGAUGGAAGCCAACACAAAGUAUGCCAGGAGGCUUCCACGAAUACAUAGACGUCUUAGUGCAGGAAGGAAAUGAAUCGCGCUUGUUGGUUGAAGUAGAUUUCCAAUCAGAUUUCCAGAUGGCAAAAGCUUGUCAGAACUACCGUGAUCUAAUAAACCUCCUGCCUGAAACAUUUGUCGGAAAGCCCAAGCACCUCAACAGAAUUGUGCACAUCUUAUGUGAUGCAGGCAAAAGAUCACUGAAGGAGAAGGGCAUCCACAUUGGCCCGUGGAGGAGAAGGAAGUUUGUGCAGAAGAAAUGGUCUGCUCCUCAUAAGAGGCUGUCUUUAGACCAAGAAGACCCUGGCAUUUUGGUCUCAUCAGGGGAAGCUGGAAUGCCCAUUUAUGCAUUCGGUUUGUGCUGCAAUCUCCAAAGCUGACCUUCACUUUGCUACUAAUUAUAGCAGUGGUAGGUUGUGUACCACGUAGGUGCUCCCAAGGAGUGUGGGAAGAAGGCUCUUCAGAGGCAUUGAUUGUAACUAUAGAUGAUCAGUAAAUAUAGAUGAUCAGCAAAUAUAAUUGUGUAAAUGAAAAUUUUGCAUCUUGUUUAUGUUCACAACCAUUUUUUAAUCGAA
Messenger RNA from Phoenix dactylifera (date palm), 1015 nucleotides. RefSeq lists its product as uncharacterized. Lineage: Eukaryota; Viridiplantae; Streptophyta; Magnoliopsida; Arecales; Arecaceae. The record is from RefSeq and is a predicted model, not a curated record.